AUGGAUCAUGUUAUUGGAGGCAGGUUCAAGCUGGGGAGGAAGAUUGGUAGCGAAUCUUUUGGAGAGCUUUAUUUGGUGGAAGCUGCUCGCAAAGCAUUCUUCAGAAAUGGUGGCAAAGAUUGGUCAUCCGCAACUGGGGCCCACCGAGCCAAGUAUUUACGAGCCAUCGCUGCUAAGCCAAUCGCUCUGCAACUGAUCUUUCUCUCUCUAGAAUCGCCAUCCGGCGCGCUCGAUAUUCCCCCGCCUUCCUCCGUUUUGGCCGCUCCAUCAAACGGCAAAUUACAGGAAGUGAUUAAAUUAGGGGAAGGGGUUUUAAAGCAGCCGGAAGAUGUUGCCGUUGAUAAAUUGGGGGUUUUGUAUACAGCAACCAGAGAUGGUUUUAUCAAAAGAUUGCAUAAAAAUGGAACCUUGGAAAAUUGGCGCCAAAUUAACAGUGAUGCUUUAUUAGGGCUAACUGUUACAGCUGCUGGUGAUCUAAUUGUUUGCGAUGCAGACAUGGGUUUGCUUAAGGUUAAUGAAGAUGGUGUGACUGUUCUUGCAUCACAUCUUAAUAAUGGUGUUCAAAUAAGUUUUGCAGACGAUGUGGUGGAAUCGUCGGACGGUGUACUGUACUUUAGCGUCGCGAGCACGAAACACGGCUUCCACAAUUGGCAACUCGAUGCCCACGAGACGAAACCUAACGGUCAGCUCGUAAAAUACGACCCUUCGUCGAAUGUAGCGUCUGUUGUUCUUCAUAACCUCGGAUUCGCAAAUGGUGUCGCCUUAUCUGCGGAUCAAGAUUACUUGGUUGUCUGUGAAACAUGGAAAUAUAGAUGUUUGAAAUAUUGGGUUGAAGGAGAUUUAAAAGGGCAAACAGAGAUAUUCAUUGAUAAUCUCCCUGGUGCUCCUGAUAACAUAAAUCUUGCUCCAGAUGGCUCAUUUUGGAUUGCCUUGAUACAGUUGAGGCCGAGAUUUAUGUACGUGUCGUGGGCAUUAAAAUACGUAAUCCGGGUUUUCCCGAGGUUGGGAAAAUGGAUGAUUGGGCUACAGAACAAAGCAGUGGUAGUGAAUAUAGCUAGUGAUGGCAGUGUAGUACGGAGUUUUGAUGACCCGACGGGAAAGAUGAUGUCUUUCGUGACGUCUGCACUAGAGUUUGAGGGCUAUUUGUACUUUGGGAGCCUUCAAAAUGAUUUCAUAGGCAAAUUACCUUUGACAACUUCAUCAGCAUAUUAGGCAAUAGUAAUUGCGAUUUAGUAUUAUAAGUCGUCGUCUUAUGUAAUAUACGUGUUGUAUUUCAUAGGUAAACUAGUACUUCAUCUGUGAGUUGCAGGAGAAUAAAUUUAUAUUUGAAAAAAAAUUGAUUGUAAAAAAA
Molecule: messenger RNA, 1351 nt
Organism: Erythranthe guttata (spotted monkey flower)
Lineage: Eukaryota; Viridiplantae; Streptophyta; Magnoliopsida; Lamiales; Phrymaceae
Source: RefSeq, a predicted model, not a curated record